This is a messenger RNA of Sturnus vulgaris (Common starling), 3409 nucleotides long. Its product is annotated as dimethylaniline monooxygenase [N-oxide-forming] 4-like. The record is from RefSeq and is a predicted model, not a curated record. Gene Ontology annotation, molecular function: N,N-dimethylaniline monooxygenase activity; flavin adenine dinucleotide binding; NADP binding. NCBI's taxonomy places the organism in Eukaryota, Metazoa, Chordata, Aves, Passeriformes, Sturnidae.
UGGAGCAAUGACAAGUUACACCAUGCAAGCACGUUCCCUUUGGGAUUAUCUCUGCAUUUUCCCUUGGCACUGCCCCAGGGAGGUUGGGAACUUUCUUCCAGUGCAUUUAAGCCCAGAAGGGCGGGGAAAUGCAGGUGUAAAGGUCAGUGGGGCGAGAGCUGUGGAGAGCUGCCUGGACUUCAGCCUUCCCUUCCAAUCCACCACAGAGAUUCUGCCGAGGGCUGAGCAGUGAAGGCACAGCACAGCUGCAAGGUUUGCUCCUCGCUCCUCCUGGAUGGGUUUGGCAGGCUUGGAGAGGGGGCAGACAGCUCUCCAGGGGUUUGGCAUUCACUGAUGGCUUUGCCUUGCUGCUGGUGGGGGGAGAGGGGUGUUGCAGGGAGCCUCUGGAGUAAAACCAGUAAAAGUGGGGUGAGUCGAGCUCCCUGAGUUUCACGGCCUUUUCCUGAAGGCUCCAGAAACGAGGCAGGCGGCUGUGGGCAUGUCCUGCCCUGUUCCUGCAGAUCAAGGAGUGGCUCAGGCCAGGCUUGUAGAUGCCAAAGGGGUUUUUUUGCACCUCCCUCAUUUUUCCCCGGCUUUCUUCAGUUUCCUCCAGUUUCUAUUUACGCUAACUUACUUUUUGACAUGAAACUGAUAGGAAAAGUUAUAAAUUACUCUUUCUGCAGACUCUGCAGUAGGAGUAUUUCUUAAUCAAAGUUCAUGUGGGUUCAUUUUUUCCUAGUUUUCUUUGCUUCCCAGUCAAGCUGGGUGCAGCUCAGUUUACACUCCCGAGCUUUGAGUUCCUCCCAUUUAUACCCAGCGUUUCCUGGGUUUCUUACUUUUUGUAUAUCCUGUAAUCCCAGCCGUGCUUUCACAGAGCUGUCUAACUUCUGAAUGGGUGUGCUGUGCUCCUGCUCAGUCAGGCAUUGCUUUGCUUUUUUCCCCUUUUUUUUUUUUUUAAACCCUUUUUUGUUUACAAGAGAUUGCUCUUUAAUGGGAAAUUAAAAAGGAAAGCGUGAAAACGAGCCAGCUUAGCUGGAGUUGUUUCUUUCUUACAAAGGUCUUAGGAGGAUCACUUUAUACAGGCAGAAGAAGAUAGCUGCAACUUCUUUGCACUCCCUAGUUUGGGCUGGAAAAGGGAAUGAAUGGAAGCAGCAGAACAGUGAGGUUUAAAAGCGCCUCCUUUUUCCUCCCCAAUGGAGGAGGGAGAUUCCUGGACCCUCAUUGUGGAUUUAGCACAGCAGGGAGGGUAAUGAGCAGGAUCUGUGCACAGCACUUGAACCAGGAGCCGGCCAUGGCUUUCUCCAGGACAGUUUUCCUUCGGGGACACCUGCCAGAGAAGACCAGGGGUGUUUUGCUGGGGAUGGCAAGAAAACACCGGCGUUUCUGCUGAUCCCUGGGCUGUGUUUGUGUUUCCAGCUGCUCUCCCACCAGCCUGUGUCACCUGCUGCAGGCCAGCAUGGUCCGGCGGGUGGCCGUGAUCGGGGCUGGGGCUGGGGGCUUGGUCUCUGUCAAGUGCUGCCUGGAGGAGGGGCUGGAGCCCACCUGCUUCGAGAGCAGCGAGGACAUCGGCGGCAUCUGGCGCUACACGGACUCCACAGACAGCAGGAGGGUCAGCGUGUACCGCUCCGUCAUCACCAACACCUCCAAGGAGAUGUCCUGCUUCAGUGACUUCCCCUUCCCCCAGGAUUUCCCCAGUUACCUGCCCCACGGCCUCGUCCUGGAAUACUUCAGGAUGUACGCCCGGCACUUCGACCUCCUGCGGCACGUGCGCUUCCAGACAACAGUUCUCAGUGUGAGAAGGUGCCCGGAUUUCAGCACCUCAGGCCAGUGGGAGGUGGUCACCGAGGCUGGUGGUGUCCGUGAGUCCCACGUCUUCGAUGCUGUCAUGGUUUGCACUGGCCAUUACCAGGAGCCCUACUUGCCAUUGGCUUCUUUCCCAGGCAUUGAAAGUCGCUUCAAAGGGCAGUGCCUGCACAGCCGGGAGUACAGAGACGUGCAGGAUUUCCGAGGAAAGCGGGUCCUGGUGGUCGGCAUCGGCAACACUGGCGGCGACCUCUCCGUGGAGCUGAGCCGUGUGGCUGCCAAGGUGUUCCUCAGCACCAGGAGCAACACGUGGGUGCUCAGCCGGGUGUCAGACCAGGGCUUCCCCCUCGACAUGGUCAGCACCACCCGCUUCAAUCACCUCCUGGAGUGGCUUCUGCCAUCAGCCCUCGCCAGGAGGAUCAGGUUUCGGAAGUUCAAUUCGUGGUUCAACCACACGAACUAUGGCUUGGCUUCCAGCAAAAGCUCCAAAUUUAAGAUGAUUAUCAAUGAAGAGCUGCCAUUCUGCCUCCUCUCUGGGACUGUGGUGCUGAAGCCAAACGUGAAGGAAUUCACUGAAAACUCUGCUGUUUUUGAAGAUGGGACAACCGAGGAAAACAUCGACGUGGUGCUCUUUGCCACGGGCUACAACUUUUCAUUCCCCUUCCUCGAGGAGUCUGUCAGCAGCACCAUCCACAACAACCGUUCCCUCUACAAAUGCAUCUUCCCUCCCCAGCUGGAGAAGCCCACGCUGGCCAUCAUUGGCCUGAUCCAGCUGACAGGCUCCAUCAUGGUGGGGUCAGAAAUGCAGGCUCGCUGGGUCACAGGGGUCUUUGCAGGCUGGAACAAGCUGCCUCCCCCCAGCAGGAUGAUGGCUGAGGUUCUGAAGAGCAAGCCACCAGUGAAAAGGAAUCCAUCUGAGAGGGAGAACCUGAAGAUGAGUUUUAUCAGCUACGUGGACAAAAUCGCCGCGUGUGCCGGCGUCAAGCCCAGCGUGAUGAGGCUGCUCCUGACUGACCCCCAGCUGGCCCUGGCCAUCUUUUUUGGGCCCUGCUCACCCUACCAGUACAGGCUGGUGGGACGGGGCAGCUGGAGCGGGGCCAGAGCUGCCAUCCUGAGCCAGUGGCAGCGCACACUGAAGCCCUUGAGAACGCGGGUGCUGGCUGACAGCUCCGACAGCUCCUCCAGCUGGUGCUGGAUGUGCCUCCUGGCUCUGCCAGCUGCUCUCACUGCAGGUUUUCUCUUCUCCAAAUACCCCUGGGCAGGUCCCCAGCUGUAGAAGAAACCUGGAGAGCUGCAAUGCCAGGUGAUCUGGGGACGGUGCAAAGCUGUGCCACCUGUGCCAGGUGCUGCCAGAGGGCUGGAGCUGGCACCAGCAGCAGCCUGGGGCAGCCUGGUGUCCACCCAGCCCCUGCUGAUGUGACAGGAGUGCUCACUCUGAACCAUUCUGGGAUGAACUGGUGAAGCAUGAGGCCAGCCUUCCUCCCCCUGCUCCCAAAAGUUUUGGCAAGACCCACACCACCUUGAGAUUUCAUGAAACGUGAGCUGUCGAGAGCUGCUUCUGUGUCUGGUAACUUUUGGGAUGUGAAAGAGGGAGCCACAAAUAAACCUCACAGAUUUGGUCUUUGCA